This is a messenger RNA of Rhinocladiella mackenziei CBS 650.93, 450 nucleotides long. RefSeq lists its product as uncharacterized. The transcript has a single exon. Lineage: Eukaryota; Fungi; Ascomycota; Eurotiomycetes; Chaetothyriales; Herpotrichiellaceae. Bases 1 to 450 code for a protein of 149 amino acids. The record is from RefSeq and is a predicted model, not a curated record.
AUGCGCAACAUCGCCUUGAUCCGUAACCGGUGCAGCGACUCACCCAUCAAGGACGUCAUGCUGAUGACCGACUUCUGGGACGAACUUUCCCACCACGCCGAGGGCGAACAACGCCACCAAGAACUCACCUCCCGCCGCGAGUGGAAGGGAUACAUGGUCUCCAAGGGCUCCAAGAUCCGCCAUUUUCUCAACGACGAAUCCUCCGUCCUCUCCAUUCUCAGCGAGCUCAUCGACAAACCUCGCGUGACCCUAGAAAUCCAGAAAGAAAUGGUGGACCAGGGCCUCGACAUCUUCAAGGCCAAAGCCGGAGCCGCACUAAACCACGAACUUGCCGAACUCACCAAGAAACACCCAAGCAGAACUCGCCCGCUUAGGACAAGAGAUGAAAACUGCAAUCCACGGACACGACGAGGAAAUGCGGGAAGCACACGCGAUCGAGCGCGACCCUAA